Messenger RNA from Halteromyces radiatus, 798 nucleotides. Its product is annotated as complex I intermediate-associated protein 30-domain-containing protein. Lineage: Eukaryota; Fungi; Mucoromycota; Mucoromycetes; Mucorales; Cunninghamellaceae. The coding region runs from base 98 to 769 and encodes 223 amino acids. The record is from RefSeq and is a predicted model, not a curated record. Gene Ontology annotation, biological process: mitochondrial respiratory chain complex I assembly; mitochondrial electron transport, NADH to ubiquinone. Gene Ontology annotation, cellular component: mitochondrion. The transcript has 4 exons.
CACGCACCUCUUUUCUUUUCUUUUUUUUUUCCUACUUUUAUUUUCUGUUCUUUUUAACUCUUUCUCCUCCUUGUACUUAAUACUAUAUUUUUAUACCAUGUUUUCAUUUUUACGACGAACAGCAGGUGUCGCCGCAGAAUCAACUGCAAAAGCACUUCGAAUGGACGGUCUUCAAGGUUGGCAAAAGGAAUUACCUAUGCUUACUUUACAAAACAAAGCUGAUUUGGACGCAUGGGCUAUAGGAUGUGAUAAGGAUAUUGGAGGAUUUUCUGAAGCUUCAUUAGAAAUUACACCACAUAAUACCGGUCGUUUUUAUGGUUAUCUUUCAUUGGAUCUACCUGUUAACCCUGAAAUACAACAAAGUGGAUAUGCUGCUAUACGGUCAAAGGCUCGAGCAUCAUCUAUGUUUGGAACACCAUGUUGGGAUACUAGCCUGUUUAGGUAUUUAGCUUUACGAGUGAAAGGGGAUGAUCGAAAAUAUUUUGUCAAUAUUCAAACAGAUGGUGUCAUUCAAACUGAUUUAUAUCAACAUCGACUCUUUUUGAAAACUCCUGGUCAAUGGGAAACUGUGAUGAUACCUUUCCGAGACUUCAUUUUAACCAAUAAUGGAAUGAUUCAAGAACAACAAAUUGAAAUGUAUAGAGAAAAGGUCAAAACAAUUGGUAUAUCACUUAUGGAUAAAAAAGAAGGCCCCUUUAGUAUAGAAAUUGAAUCAAUAUCAGCACAAAACACUCCAUUUACAGAAGGGGAUCUAGAUAGAAUGGAAUAAAAAAAAAUUUAAUUUGAAAUGCCGCAUUA